Molecule: messenger RNA, 503 nt
Organism: Guyanagaster necrorhizus
Lineage: Eukaryota; Fungi; Basidiomycota; Agaricomycetes; Agaricales; Physalacriaceae
Exons: 3
Coding region: 103-462 (119 amino acids)
Source: RefSeq, a predicted model, not a curated record
GUGAGCAGCAAACACUGACAGACAGCUACAAAAGUGAUCAGGAGGCGACAUGGGCUUGUGACGAACUUCCAUCACCACGCCUUCGGGCCUCAAGAGGAUUUCAUGAUGUAUGCUCAUGCCCUUCUCCUCCUCCUCUCCGCCUUGGUUCAUGCGCUUCCUCUUAUCUCUCGCGACGUUAUUUCCCCUCCUAUCACAAGUCCCACUUCAGGUGAUGUAUGGACUGUGGGUCAGACUGUAACGGUCACUUGGAAUACAACGGACAUACCGGCUGCUUCACAAAUAACGAAUCCCAUUGGGAUGAUUGUGUUGGGAUACCAGGCGAACAAUAGCUUGAACUUGGAUAUUGAUAAUCCACUCGCCAGCAACUUUGAGCUCACAGACGGUCAGGUCAACAUAACAGUCCCUGAUGUUGAGCCCCGUGAUGACUACAUUAUUGUCUGUGAGUACUCCGUAUGCAUCUGAGGCCUAACCGCACUGCCAACCACCCACCGCGCCUUUUAUAG